Molecule: messenger RNA, 879 nt
Organism: Prorocentrum cordatum
Lineage: Eukaryota; Dinophyceae; Prorocentrales; Prorocentraceae
Source: the annotation of a GenBank genome assembly
AUGCGUGUUUGUUGCCAAGGUCGGUCGCGCACGCCUCUGGGGUCGGCGGAUUACCAUCCAUCGGAGAUCGCGGCAGGCUUCAAGAAGACGAUCGCGUUCCAGCCCCGUGUGGUGAAGCAGAAUCGCGGCUCUGCUGGCGAGGGCAUUUGGAUCAUCAAGCUGAAGUCUGGUGUCUAUUGCAAGAGCUUCGGCGAGAGAGAGGCCGCCGACGACGAGAUGUUGAUCCUGACGGAGGCGUGUGACAAUCAUGUUGAGGAGCACACCGUAGGAGAGUUCAUCGAGUUUUGCGUGAACGGCCGCACAGAGAAGUCUGGUGAGUGGAAGUCCAUUGGAACUGGCAAGUACUUUGAGGGUGGCGAGGAGGCUGGCGGGCAGAUGGUCGACCAGCGCUUCUUGCCCAGGAUCGAGGAGGGCGAGACUCGUUUCAUGAUGGUUGGCAGCGAGCUGUACCGCAUCGAGCACUACGUGUAUAUGGGUGGCGUCGGCGGUGAGACCAAGACGACCAUUUACCAGCCGGACGACCCCAUGUGGGCUGCACUCAAGGCGAAGCUGGAGUCUGAGGUCGAGCAGAUCAUGGCUGCCCUGGGCUUGCCCAUGACCGCUCUGCCCUUGCUGUGGUCAGCGGACUUCAUCCCGAUCGACGACCAUGUGGCCUCUCAUGUGGUGGGCGAGUUCAACUGUUCUUGCCUCGGGAUCUCUGGCUUCCUCGCGGCUCGAGGCAAGGACAUGGAUGCAGUCACGAAGGAGGACGCGGAAGCUGGGCAGGCGAUGUGCAAUCUCAUCGGGCAGAAGGCGUUGUCGGCCUGCGAGAGCUUCAAAAGUGAGAGUGCGGCAUUUGGAGGAGCCAUAUAUCCUCUUGGUGCUUUUGUUGGUGCAUGA